This is a messenger RNA of Cinclus cinclus, 1729 nucleotides long. It is a transcript of the gene MRPL40, whose product is annotated as mitochondrial ribosomal protein L40. The record is from RefSeq and is a predicted model, not a curated record. The transcript has 3 exons. Bases 417 to 1091 code for a protein of 224 amino acids. Gene Ontology annotation, cellular component: mitochondrial ribosome; mitochondrial large ribosomal subunit. Lineage: Eukaryota; Metazoa; Chordata; Aves; Passeriformes; Cinclidae.
GUCGCAGCCCGGGGAGGGAGCCUGGGAAGCGCCCCUUAGCCGCGGUGCCGUCCCGUCCCAGCCCGCUCCCGCCCAUUCCUCGGGCUGGACCCUGCCCGGGUUCCCGCGGCGGGCUGGGCCCCCGCGCCUGGAGGAGUCGGUGCCUUGGCACCUGGGCCGGUCCCUCCUCCCCUGACGCCCGCCGAGAUACGACAGUCGGCAUCGCUCUCCUAAUCUGAACGGCGGUGGUCUGACCUCUCCCAUACCUCUCCCUCAGCUCCUCAAAGGGGUCGUUGUCAGAUCUUAAAAAUAAAACUAUUAUAGCCUAUCCAAAAACUGUAUCUGUUUCACGCCUCGUUAUCCUGUGGGCUUACACCGACCAGUCCUUAUAUGGGAUCAGUUACGUAGCUGAAGAGUUUGAGGCCAUCUCUGGGCAAAUGCUGUAUCCUGCUAUAAAUGAAGUGGCCGAAGAUGGUUCAAAACUCAUCACUGUAAUAUAUGAAUACAAAGUGACACCAGAGUCGGUUUCUCCUCAUGCUUUAUGUUACUUUUCCUCCUGCAGCUCCUGGCUGCCCCAGAGAGUCCCGCUCCGAGGGAGCCACUGGCAGAGCUCAUUGCUGGAGUUCAGGACAUCCCUCCCUGUGAGAGCACAACCAAAGAAGAAAAAGAAAGUGGAUGUGAAGAAAGAGCAAGCACAGAAGGAGCGUAUGAAGAAAAAGCUUAAAAAGUUGGAAAAAGCUGCCCCAGAACUGAUUCCAAUUGAGGAUUUUAUAACACCACUUAAGUACUCAGAGAGCAAUAGGGUGCGAAGUCUUCCCGCUCUUUCUCCUGAAGAGUCUGAAAGAAGAGUUUUACUUUUGAAGAAGUGGUGUUUGUUUAAGCAGAAACAAGACGAGGCAGAAAAGAAAGCAAUUAAGGCCCUUGUAGAAUCUCAGCAAGAGGCACUGAAGGAACUGCGCCUGGAAUCCGAGGAGCUGUACCAGGCAGCGGUCCGGAGGGAUGAGGGGCUUUUCCCCUUCGAGAGGGAUGGGCCCACGUACACCCCUCCCCUUCCUGGCUAUGAUCCCCCCGAAGGAAAGUGCAUUGACAUCACCAAGGUGUACACGCAGUGACAGAGGAGCUCCUGCUGCAGCUUCCAGGAGGUGCUCAGCCAGCUGAAGGGAGAAGGACUGGAAUAAGAAUAAACUGUUUUUCCUGCUGGUUACAACAUUACAGGAUGACUGUAAAAAAAGAAAUGAAGUAUCUCUGUCUUUUAAUGAAUAUCCAAGCAAAGCUACACCACCUUACAUAGCGGCAAAGCCAUUUUUUUUUCUUAUAUUGCCAUGUAACUGUUGUAACAAAGUUUCAGUGGGUUUGCCCUAAUACAGACCAGAUCUCUCUCUACAUUUGUUUAAACCUUUGUUUUUCAGUAGUUUUUAAUACUGCCACAGCAUACACCACCACUUGAGAGCAGUUCCACAAAGGGGUAGUUUCAGGGUGUGCAGUCCCCAGGUCAGAAGCUCUUCAACCACCUGAUUUGGGAAAAUGUCUUUUAAAUGCCACUGUUUGAGAUUGUCCUGAGCUGGCACGGAAGAGUCCCGCCUUGGUUUUUUUUCCCCAUGUGGCAGGCCUGGGGUGGGAACCUUGUUCCAAAACUGCUCAGUGCCAGCUGGUAAGGCAAGAGGCCCUCAGAGCUAGAGCAUAUAUGCAUUAAUUUGGAAGGUGCUUGCUGAGAUGAAAUCCUGAAGUGUAAGACAGCACUAAAAGACCA